UUCCGGUGAGCAAGUGUCCGAGUCAUCCUUGAAAGCGUCACAGCGUCAGGCCAAGAGCGCUUCGCGGCAAGUGACAGCCAAGUGUUGACAGCUGAUGAGCUGAUGGAGACCCCUGUAGAGGUCGAAGCAUCAACAGAGCCCUCAGCUCCAGCCUUCUCUCAGGUCAUCUUCAACAACAUCCCUCACUCCUAUCCACCUUCUACCUCCAUCACCUGUGACUACACCCUCACAGCAGGCUUACAGCCUAACUCCAGAGACUGGGUGGGCAUUUUUAAGGUGGGAUGGAGUACAGCAAAAGAUUACCAUACCUUUGUGUGGACAGAGCCCUCUCCUGAUGUAGAAGGACAGGGGUCAGUGGUGAGACAGGCUGUUUUUAAGGAAUACUACCUGCCAAAGGAUGUGAUUGAGUUUUACCAGUUCUGCUAUGUCGACAGUACUGGCCAAGUGCGAGGAGCCAGUACUCCAUUCUGUUUCAAAAACACAGAAGAGCAAAGCACUGAAGGCUGUCCAGAUGAUACAGACCUCCUGGUUAUUACAACACAGGAACAGGUGGAACAGAGUAAUAAUGAAAAAGCUAAACUCCAAAAAGAGUUGGAUCACACAAGAGAAGAAAAUGGAAACCUCAGGAGAGAUUUAAAAUUAAAAGAUGAGGCGGCGGCCAUCUUAAAAAGUCUAAGUGAGCAGAAAGAGAAAGAAAAGACUCAGCUGUUCACGGAACUGGAGGAAACCAAAGACCAGAAUCAGAAUUUAAAGAACACGGUGCAGCAGCAACAGCAGGAAAUGGAGCAUUUAAAGGAGGAGCUACUGGUUCAAAAAUCAAAGCAAGAAGACACUCCACAGCAGAGUACUGCGUCAUUGUGGGAGAUGAUGAAACACAGUCAGGAAAAGUGCGAUCGGGCUGCCCUCAAGAUCAACCAGCUGAAGGAUGAGCUGGAGGUGGCGAGGCAGAAGGUUGAUUCUCAGAGUGAUGAGAUCAGACUGCUCAACCACAGCCUCAGAGAAAAAGAACGAGAGCUGUUGAAAACAACAGACAACCUUCAACUUCUACAGGUUGACCUUGACUGUAGUGAGAAAGAGAAAGAGAACGUGACUACGGAGCUGCGGAAGAUAAAAGCUGCCACACAGAGGAUGGAGGACAUAGAGAGGGAGAACAGGAGGCUGUCAGCGCAGGAGACCAAGCAGGAGUUGUCCAUGGAUGAGCUGAAGGAGCAGUGUCAGUCUCUGCUCUCCAAGCUACAGAACUCACAGGCCAGUUUAGCUGCCGAGAAGGAGGAGAGCAGAAAGGCUAGGACAAAAGCUGAAAGGUUGGAUGGAGAGCAGGAGGAAAUGGGAAAGCAACAUGAGGCGUUGGCAAUGAAAUUUGAACAGGAACAACGCAAAAGUAACAAGUUUGAGCUGCAGUUUAAAGAGGCUCUUGAAUCCAUUGCAGAUAAGGAUAUGAUCAUAGAAGAGAAGGAACACAUGAUGAGGCUCCUGAUGCAGGAGAAAGACGAACUGGCUGGAGAAAACCAGAGUCUCAAGAAUGACAUUGAGGGCCUGCGCAGGGCUUACUCCGACCUCCGUGCGGCUCACAACGCCCAUGACGCUCGACGGGAGCAGCUGGAUGAGACCUUAAACUCUGGAAACACAACAACCAACCAUAGUGAGCAGAUUCCUGACCAGCCAGAUCACUUGUAUGAAAACAUAGAUGAUGUUGCAGAUCAAGUGGAAGAGUCGUUGGUGUGUCGUCACUGCCAGGAGAGUUUCCCCGGCAUCACACAGGAGGAACUGGAGCAGCACGAGCAGAGCCACAGACUGUGUCCGUGGUGCUCACUGGUCUGUGACACCAUGGAACAGUCCGUGUUUGAAGACCACGUCUACAGCCACGAGCUGUGAGGUCUGCAGUGGGGGCCAGAGAUGUGGUCCAGUAUGAUAUGACUUGGACGUCUUAUGGAUCUAGUGGCCGUAUGCUGUAUACACUCUAUGAAAUGUGUUAUUCUGCUCAUGGCAUGUUAGUAUUUAGGAGUCAAGUUGAUGCCAAAAUGCUUUAGCUGUUAGUCUAAAAAAAGACAGAUUCAUUAUAGAAUGUGUAGAAUACAUAAUUUCAAAUUAACAGGCAACUCCUUACAGCUCGACCACAAUCAAUGGCUAAAUCUGCAGUUUGUCCUCUGAUCUACUUUAUUCAUUCGAGCUCUUGUGUAAUACCACGUUUUAAGCAUCUAUAUUUAGAUUCAAAAGUUUUCCAAGUAUGUUACACUGCCAUCAGGUUCCUAAGCUCUUGGGGGGAGACACCUCCUCUGCAAACACCACGUGCAACAUUAUCUCUGCUCAAAUAUUCUCACGUGGUUUUAAAUGGCCUUAAACAAUCACUGCACAGAUGACUAAUCACUGUCUCCUCUAUAGUUUCUGUGUCCUUACCAGGCACCAGAACGCUCAUUUUAUGAAUUUACAUUUAAUUUAUUUUACAUAUGCGCCCUAAUCAUAACAUACUGUAAUAUCAGAGUCAGCUUACAUUUAACUCUUCUCUAUUCCUUCUUCAUUUGGUUCAAUGUUAAUGUCAAACUGAUUAGUUUCAAAUGAUAAGUAAUCCCUGUCUUUUAAAAGACCACUGAAAGAAAAUGGUUGUUCGUUUAAUGUAGUGACAUUGCUCUUUGUCAGUUUUUUCCUGUAUUUGUUCUUUCCAUCCCAAGCAAAUCAACGAGUAUGAGCUGUCAUCAAGAAGAAGAGAAAGUGAGAGAUCAGGGAGGGGUAUGGUUUCUUUGUCAAAAAUGUAUUUUUCUUUUUGACAAAAUUUUAAAUUUAUGUUUACAGCACCCUCCCCAGAUGUCGGAGAGCAGUUCGUUUUACUUAAUCAGCCUUAAUAUUAAACAAUAAAUUUCCAUAAAUAUUAAAGUUUUAGUCUUAUGAGGUGAAAAAGACAGAAUAUACAUUACCUAUACCUAUUUAAAAUGCAACAAAGCAUUAUGGCUAUUUUCAAAAGAGUCAAUCUCUUAAGGUUUGUUGAUUACAUAUACUUAAUUAAUUAGGCUACUUAAUAUCUUAAAUUACUUCAAAAUGUAUACUACAGUAGGAGUUGUGUUUGUUAUCACACGAUAGAAAAUAAAAAAAAGUCUAAUAGUGUU
Molecule: messenger RNA, 3101 nt
Organism: Cynoglossus semilaevis (tongue sole)
Lineage: Eukaryota; Metazoa; Chordata; Actinopteri; Pleuronectiformes; Cynoglossidae
Gene: calcoco2
Product: calcium binding and coiled-coil domain 2
Exons: 15
Coding region: 103-1875 (590 amino acids)
Source: RefSeq, a predicted model, not a curated record